Molecule: messenger RNA, 7627 nt
Organism: Mandrillus leucophaeus (drill)
Lineage: Eukaryota; Metazoa; Chordata; Mammalia; Primates; Cercopithecidae
Gene: PKD1L2
Product: polycystic kidney disease 1-like 2
Exons: 43
Coding region: 1-7389 (2462 amino acids)
Biological process (GO): detection of mechanical stimulus
Cellular component (GO): membrane
Molecular function (GO): protein binding; calcium channel activity; carbohydrate binding
Source: RefSeq, a predicted model, not a curated record
AUGAGUGCAGUGGGCUUGGUACUCCUAGUGCUUGCUUUGAGGUUUAGGGCCGCCACUGCUAAGCCAGAGGAGGGCAGCUUUUGCUCUAAGAGCCAGGUGGCCUUCAGAGAUGCUUGCUAUGAAUUUGUGCCAAUUGGACGCACCUUCCGUGAUGCCCAGAGCUGGUGCGAGGGGCAAGGAGGCCAUUUGGUCUUCAUUCAGGAUGAAGACACCCAGCGGUUUCUGCAGAAGCACAUCUCCCAGGACAGGGAAUGGUGGAUUGGACUCAUGUGGAACUUGGCACGGAAUGGAACCAUGGAAGGACCGGGGAUUUGGUUGGACACCUCCAAUGUGACCUACAGCAACUGGCGCGGAGGGCAGGCCACCGCUGCCCCUGACACCUGCGGCCACAUCGGGAGAGGCCCUUCCUCCGAGUGGGUGGCCUCGGACUGCGCCCAGACCUUCGCCUUCGUGUGCGAGUUCCGACUUGGCCAGAGCCUGGCCUGCAAGGGACUCAAUGCCACCAUGCACUGCGGCUCGGGGCAGGUCAUCCAGGUCCAGGAUGCCGUCUACGGACGCCAGAACCCCUAUUUCUGCACCCAGGAUGCCGGGCAUCCCUCAGAUCUGGAGCAGGGAUGCAGCUGGGCCAAUGUCAAGGAUGAGGUGGCAGGCCAGUGCCAGGGGCUACAGGCAUGCCAGGUGGCAGCAGAUGAGACCUACUUUGGAAACCUGUGUCCGACUCAGGGCAGCUACCUGUGGGUGCAGUACCAGUGCUGGGAAGGGAUUGACAUUGUUCUUCCAUUAUUAAUCGGCCGCUUCUGCACACAGCUGAUCGUGUCCAGCAAUGUGACCCACCAGUUCACAUCUCCUGGGGAAUUCACCGUGUUUGCUGAAUGCACAACCAGUGAGUGGCAUGUGACAGCCCAGAGGCAAGUGACCGUGCGAGACAAGAUGGAGAGGCUCAGUGUGACUGCAUGCUCCGGCCUGUCCCAGUCUGGAGCCAGCCUCCUCUGCCAGGCUGCCUUUGGGGAUCCUCUGUGGAUUCAGGUGGAGCUUGAUGGAGGAACAGGAGUGACUUACACUGUGCUUUCGGGUGACAUAACCCUGGCCAAGUCCACCGCCCAAAGGGGCUCGCUACCAUACAAUCUGACCCUGGACACAGAAACCCAGAAACUGAUGGGCCCUGGGAGGCACCGCCUGGAGAUCCAAGCCACCAGCAGCACCACCUCCUCCGCACUCUCCGGGAACGUCACAGUCCACUUGGUGGAGCUGCUGUCAGGGCUGCAGGCCUCCUGGGCUUCUGACCAUUUGGAACUUGGACAGGACCUAUUGGUCAACAUCUCAGUGGCUCAGGGCACCCCAGAAGAGCUGACCUUUGAGGUGGCAGGACUCAAUGCAACCUUCUCCCACGAGCAAGUGAGCUUUGGAGAGCCAUUUGGGAUUUACCGCUUGGCUAUUCCAGUUGAAGGUACCUUUCUGGUUACCCUGCUGGUGAAGAAUGCCUUCUCCAACCUGAGUUUGGAAAUCGGGAACAUCACUAUCACAGCCCCUUCCAGUCUCCAAGAACCAUCUGGGAUGAAUGCUGAAGGAAAGAAUAAAGAUAAAGGUGAUAUGGAGGUGUCUAUCCAACCUGGUCCAUACGUGGAUCCUUUCACGACAGUGACCCUGGACUGGCCGGACAAUGAUAAGGAAUUACGCUUCCAAUGGUCAUGUGGGCGUUGCUGGGCUCAGUGGAGCGGCUGUGUUGCGAGGCAGCUGCUGCACACAGACCAGAGGGAGCUGGCGGUUCCAGCAUCCUGCCUGCCGCCGCCUGACUCCGCUGUCACCCUGCGCCUGGCUGUUCUGAGAGGUCAGAAGCUGGAGAACAGGGCAGAGCGGUGCCUCUACGUGUCUGCGCCCUGGGAACUCAGGCCUCGAGUCAGCUGUGAGAGGAACUGCAGGCCAGUUAAUGCCAGUGAAGAUAUUCUGCUCAGGGUCACCAUGGGGGAGGACUCCCCAGUGGCUAUGUUCAGCUGGUAUUUGGACAACACCUCAGCAGAGCAGGCCGAGCCCCUCCCGGAUGCCUGCGGACUCAGAGGAUUUUGGCCAAGUUCCUUAACCCUCCUCCAAAGCAACACCUCCACGUUGUUGCUGAACAGCUCCUUUCUGCAGUCCUGGGGAGAGGUCAUCCGAAUCAGAGCCACAGCACUGAGCAGGCACGCCUAUGGGGAGGACACCUACGUGAUCAGCGCUCUGCCUCCGGCCGAGGUGCCUGCCUGCACUGUUGCCCCGGAGGAGGGUACUGUUCUGACGAGCUUCGCCAUCUUCUGCAACGCCUCCACGGCCCUGGGACCCUUGGAGUUCUGCUUCUGCCUGGAAUCAGGUUCCUGCCUACACUGUGGCCCUGAACCUGUCCUCCCAUCAGUGUAUCUGCCACUUGGAAAGGAGAACAAUGACUUCAUGCUGACAGUAGUUAUUUCUGCCACCAAUCGUGCAGGGGACACACAGCAGACCCAGGCUGUGGCUAAGGUGACACUCGGAGACACAUGGGUUGAGGAUGUAGCAUUCCAGGCUGCAGUGUCAGAGAAAAUCUCCACAUCUCUGCAAGGCGAGGGUGGCCCCAAGCAGCUCCUCCAGCUGGCCAAGGCCGUGUCCUCCGUGCUGAACCAAGAGCACAAAAGCCAGGGCUCAGGACAGCCACUGAGCAUGGACGUCAGACAGAAGGGUCUGCGUGUGGCCAUUUGGGCUGUGCAUCAAGGUUCAUGGAUCGGGGAGAAGCCUGUGGUGUCUCCCAAGCGGCUGACACCACCUCCCUCUCUCUUCUUUUGGGACAUGCAGAGGGUGCAGGAGCUGGCCGAGGUGCUGAGAGAGGUGACCCGCCGGAGUAGGGAACUCACACCCUCGGCCCAGUGGGAGGCCAUCUGGGCUCUACAGCAUGCCAGUGAAGCCCUGUUGACAGUGAGUGCCAAGGCCCGCCCUGAGGACCAGAGGCGCCAGGCAGCCACCAGGGACCUGUUUCAGGCUGUGGGCAGUGUGCUGGAAGCUUCCCUGAGCAACAGAUCAGAAGAACUUGCGGAGGCCAGCGGCAGCCAGAGUGCCACAGUGCCGCGGCUGCUUGGAAUUGUGGAGCAUGUGCAGACCGCCCUCCUGCUGGGAAAACUUCCGGGGGACUUUCCAGCCGUGCUGGCCACCCCCUCCAUCUCUGUGUACACAAACAGAAUACAACCCUGGAGUUGGCAAGGCUCCUCCCUGCGCACGGAUGCUGCAGAUUCUGCAACCUUCGUGCUGCCCACUGCCUCCUUGCUCGGCUCUCUGGAGGACGGCCAGGAGCCUGUGGAUAUAAAGAUGAUGAGUUUCCCAAAGAGCCCCUUUCCAGCCCGAAGCCACUUCGAUGUCAGCGGGACUGUUGGUGGCCUCCGUGUGACCAGCCCUAGUGGUCAGCUUAUACCUAUGAAGAAUCUGUCGGAGAAUAUCGAGAUCCUGCUGCCCCGGCAUUCACAAGGACACAGCCAGCCAACCGUGUUGAACCUGACCAGUCCUGAAGCUUUGUGGGUGAACGUGACUUCAGGGGAGGCAACCUUGGGGAUUCAGCUGCACUGGAGACCGGACAUCGCGCUCACGCUCAGCCUAGGCUACGGCUACCACCCCAACAAGAGCAGCUACGAUGCCCAAACUUACCUCGUACCGAUGGCGGCUUCAGAUGAGCUGCCCACGUGGAUCCUGAGCCCACAGGACCUGCGUUUUGGAGAAGGGGUCUACUAUUUGACUGUGGUCCCUGAGUCUGACCUGGAGCCAGUCCCCAGCAGGGACCUCACAGUGGGCAUCACCACCUUCCUGUCUCACUGUGUGUUCUGGGAUGAGGUCCAGGAGGCUUGGGACGACUCAGGGUGCCAGGUGGGGCCUCGGACCAGCUCCUACCAGACACACUGCCUCUGCAACCACCUCACCUUCUUCGGAAGCACAUUCCUGGUGAUGCCCAAUGCCAUUGACAUCCACCAGACUGCUGAGCUCUUUGCCACCUUCGAGGACAACCCUGUGGUCGUGACCACUGUGGGCUGCCUGUGCGUGGUCUACGUGCUGGUGGUGAUCUGGGCGAGGAGGAAGGACGCUCAGGAUCAAGCCAAGGUGAAGGUUACAGUGCUGGAAGACAAUGAUCCCUUUGCUCAGUACCACUACCUGGUGACAGUCUACACAGGACACCGACGAGGGGCAGCCACAUCCUCAAAGGUGACUGUCACCCUGUAUGGCCUGGAUGGAGAGAGUGAACCCCACCACCUGUCUGAUCCCGACACUCCGGUUUUUGAGCGAGGAGCAGUGGAUGCCUUCCUUCUCUCCACCCUGUUCCCCCUGGGGGAACUGCGGAGCCUCCGGCUGUGGCAUGACAACUCAGGGGACCGGCCAUCCUGGUAUGUGAGCCGCGUGCUGGUCUAUGACCUGGCGAUGGACCGGAAGUGGUAUUUCCUCUGCAACUCCUGGCUGUCCAUCAAUGUUGGAGAUUGUGUCCUCGACAGGGUGUUUCCUGUGGCCACGGAGCAGGACAGAAAACAAUUCAGCCACCUGUUUUUCAUGAAGACUUCCGCGGGCUUCCAGGAUGGACACAUCUGGUAUUCCGUCUUCAGCCGCUGUGCUCGCAGCAGCUUCACCCGCGUCCAGAGGGUGUCCUGCUGCUUCUCCCUGCUGCUGUGCACCAUGCUGACCAGCAUCAUGUUCUGGGGGGUCCCCAAGGACCCGGCUGAGCAAAAGAUGGACUUGGGUAAAAUUGAAUUCACCUGGCAGGAGGUGAUGAUUGGCCUGGAGAGCUCUAUCCUCAUGUUCCCCAUCAACCUCCUGAUUGUUCAGAUCUUUCGGAACGCCCGUCCCCGGGUCACUAAGGAGCAGAACACUGAGAAACGGGACCAGGGGUCCCCCAAACUGACUCCCUCCCCACAGCCCAUGGAGGACGGCCUUCUGACACCUGAAACAGUGACCAAGGAUGUGUCAAGGAUUGUCAGCUCCCUCUUCAAAGCCCUCAAGCUGCCAUCCCCCUCCUCGGGCUGGGACUCAGUGAACUUGAUGGACAUCAACAGUCUCCUGGCCUUGGUGGAAGAUGUCAUCUGUCCACAGAACACAUCAGGGCAGGUGUUCUGGGAGGAAGCCAAAAUGAGAGAGGACCCCGUAACACUCACUGUGGGGUCAUCACAAAUGAAAGAGAAAACGCAGUGUCCCAAGCCCAAGGUGGCAGGGAGUAGCCCCUGGAAGGACAGCACCUACAGGCAGUGUCUGUACCUUCAGCUGGAACACGUGGAGCAAGGGCUGCGGCUGGUGGGGCCCCGAGGCUUCCCCCAGCACCACAGCCAUGCCCGGGCCCUCAGGCAGCUGCAGACCCUGAAGGGCUGCCUGGGGGUACAGCCGGGCACCUGGGCCCCUGCACAUGCCAGCGCUCUACGGGUGAGCAAACCCCCUCAAGGCCUGCCCUGGUGGUGCAUCCUGGUGGGCUGGCUCUUGGUGGCGGCCACCAGUGGCGUGGCAGCCUUCUUCACCAUGCUGUAUGGCCUGCACUACGGGAGGGCCAGCUCCCUCAGGUGGCUCAUCUCCAUAGCCGUCUCCUUCGUGGAGAGCGUGUUCGUCACCCAGCCCCUGAAGGUGCUGGGAUUUGCUGCUUUCUUUGCACUGGUCUUGAAGAGAGUGGACGACGAGGAGGAUACUGUGGCCCCGCUGCCAGGACACCUGUUGGGCCCAGACCCCUAUGCCUUGUUCCGAGCACGAAGAAACAGCAGCAGGGACGUCUACCAGCCACCUCUCGCCGCUGCCGUUGAGAAGAUGAAAACCACCCACCUCAAGGAACAGAAAGCAUUUGCCCUCAUCACAGAAAUCCUGGCAUACCUGGGCUUCCUGUGGAUGCUACUGCUCGUGGCCUAUGGGCAGAGGGACCCCAGCGCCUACCACCUCAACAGACACCUCGAGCACAGCUUCACCAGGGGCUUCUCAGGUGUGCUGGGCUUCCGAGAGUUCUUCGAGUGGGCCAACACCACCCUCAUGAGCAACCUGUAUGGUCACCCCCCAGGCUUUAUCACUGAUGGGAACUCCAAGCUGGUUGGCAGUGCCCAAAUUCGUCAAGUGAGGGUCCGGGAAAGCUCUUGCCCUCUUGCCCAGCAGCUGCAGGCAUCUCUCAACGGAUGCCGUGCGCCAUAUUCCCUGGAUGCUGAAGACCUGGCAGAUUACGGGGAAGGCUGGAAUGCCACCACCCUCGGUAAUGGCAGUAGCUUUCCCCAUGCUUGGCAGUACCAGAGCCAGGACCAACGUCGAGGGUAUCCCAUCUGGGGCAAACUCACUGUGUAUCGGGGAGGAGGCUACGUGGUCCCCUUGGGGACUGAUCGCCAAAGCACGUCAAGAAUUCUCCGCUAUCUCUUUGACAACACCUGGCUGGAUGCCCUGACCAGAGCUGUGUUUGUGGAGUUCACUGUCUACAACGCCAACGUCAACCUGUUCUGCAUUGUCACGCUGACGCUAGAGACCAGCGCCCUGGGUGGUGGGUCUGUGCACAAGGCUGGGGAGAGGCCCAAGCACUCUGUGCAUGGGAGCCAGAGCUGGGGGAGCCUCCCGCCAGAGGGCCCUCCAGGGUGGGGAGGGAGCAGCCCUGGGGAUGGGGGCAGUCAUGGCCACAACCUCACGUUCCUUUUCCAGGGCAAGCGCAUGAGAAAGCAGACUUGGAGCUAUUUCCGCAGCAAGUGGAACCUUCUGGAGCUGGCCAUCAUCCUGGCCAGCUGGAGUGCCCUGGCGGUGUUUGUGAAGAGGGCUGUCCUGGCUGAAAGGGAUCUCCAGCGCUGCCGGAACCACAGGGAGGAAGGCAUCAGCUUCAGUGACACAGCAGCAGCCGAUGCCGCCCUUGGCUACAUCAUCGCCUUCCUGGUACUCCUGUCCACAGUGAAGCUUUGGCAUCUGCUCAGGUUGAAUCCCAAAAUGAACAUGAUCACGGCAGCCCUACGCCGUGCCUGGGGCGACAUUUCAGGCUUUAUCAUUGUCAUCCUUACCAUGCUCCUGGCUUACUCCAUCGCAUCGAACUUAAUGUUUGGUUGGAAACUCCGUUCCUACAAAACCCUCUUUGAUGCGGCAGAGACGAUGAUCAGCCUUCAGCUGGGAAUCUUCAACUACGAGGAGGUCCUGGACUAUAGCCCAGUGCUUGGCUCCUUCCUCAUUGGGUCCUGCAUCGUUUUUAUGACAUUUGUGGUGCUGAACCUGUUUGUCUCUGUCAUCCUGGUGGCCUUCAGUGAGGAGCAAAAAUACUAUCAGCUAUCGGAGGAAGGGGAGAUCGUAGAUCUGCUGUUGAUGAAAAUAUUCAGUUUCCUGGGCAUUAAGUGUAAGAGAGAGGAGCCUGAAAGCAGCAGGGAGCAGCCUGGGUCCCUGUCCCAGACUCGCCUCUCUCAACCAGCACAAGCUUUGCCCAAGGUCUAAGCUGUUCGUUCACACGCCACCGUCUAUGAAUGGGGACGCCCAGGGCCUCGGACCUGCACUUACCAGUAACUCUGUACUCUCUCUAGGUCGUAGCUUUUGUGUCCAUUGAAGAAUUACCAAGCCCAGCAAGUAAAAAAAAUUAGAAUAACAGAGACAUAUAUAAAAUUGCCAAUACUAUGAGAGCUUCUUUGUUCAAAUGUAUUUCCUCUUAUUAGGAAUAAAACAAAUAUUACCUGGA